Molecule: messenger RNA, 1308 nt
Organism: Naumovozyma castellii
Lineage: Eukaryota; Fungi; Ascomycota; Saccharomycetes; Saccharomycetales; Saccharomycetaceae
Gene: RAD55
Product: putative DNA-dependent ATPase RAD55
Exons: 1
Coding region: 1-1308 (435 amino acids)
Source: RefSeq, a predicted model, not a curated record
AUGAGUUGGAUUCCGCACUUGGUAGCGGAGUUAGGUAUGUCUUUUGGAAUCUCUUUAUCGCAAUUGAUAGUGGAUAAUCCUGAACCGUUAUUGAGUGGAAUUUCUGAAUUAGAUGAAUCGCUAAAUGUUGGAUUCCAAUCUCGUUCCAUCUACGAAAUUUAUGGACCACCUGGUAUCGGGAAGACCAAAUUUGGUAUUCAGUUAGUUAAUAAUGGACUUUCUAGAAACUCAGGGCAAGAUCAUGUGCUAUGGAUAGAAACGCAUCGAUGUAUACCCUGGAAUCUUGUAAAGAACGAAGAAGAAGAAGAAGAAGAAGACAAGAUAAAACGAUUCAGUAAAGUACGACUUAAUAAAUUUACCCAAUUAUUGAUUUUUUUCCAAAAUUUACUAAAAGAGGAGAGGGACCCGUAUCAACUUAUAAUAAUUGAUGGAUUUUCUCAAACGAUUUGUGAUCAUAUUCAGAUAUUGCGAAAUCGAGGUAUGGAUGAGAAACAGAUUCAUAAUGUUAAAUGCAAUCAUUUGAUACUACUUUUCACAUGGAUGACGAAAUACACACACUCGAAGAGAUCCACGAUCAUUCUACUUGAUGAUUGUAUGAAUACAUCAUAUCAACAAUUAGAUUUGCAUUCAUUUGAAGACGAUUUUGAGAUGGUGGAUGACGGAUCCAAUUUUUUUGUUAGAUCGACCAUGUCUAAUAAUAAUAAUAACAACAAUAAUGGAUCUACAGCGACUUCAUUUUCCUCCUCCCCUCCAUCUGCAAGUUCUAGGGACCGCGCAUUUGGCGGGAGAGGAAGACGUCGAAAUAUUCAAGUGUUAAAGAGUGCAUUAGUAGCGAAUUCAGCGAUGGGUGCGAAGGAUUUCAAGUGGGAGAUAUUCCUAAAAUGUCGCAUUGGGUUCUUUUGGAAUUGGAAGGAAGAGACAUUACGGGCGGACAACUUUAGCAAGACGCACAGGAGGCAGUUUGACAGAUGCCGCUUAGCCAUAGUAUUUGACCCACAUGACGAAAGGGCGAAAACACUGAGUGAUUCGAGAGAACGAGGGAGAAAAAGGGGUAUUGACCAAGUUGACAUGCAGAACAAGAUCAUAAAGUUCGACUACAACACCGAAGAAGGGGUCUUUGAGUCGGUGAAUAAUGCCAGUGUCCCGCUACUUUUGUCGUUCAAGCGGCCGUCUGCGAUGACUUCGACACCCACAAUGGAGAGCACCUCGCAAUGUUCCAGCACGGUCCAACACAUUCCAGACGAUCAGGCGACAACAGCAAUGGAAUGGGAAAUGGACGAAAUCGUCCAUGACAGCGAGGAAGAAUGA